Centropristis striata (black sea bass) is the source of this 1455-nucleotide messenger RNA. Its product is annotated as interferon-induced protein with tetratricopeptide repeats 1-like. Gene Ontology annotation, cellular component: cytosol. The record is from RefSeq and is a predicted model, not a curated record. Gene Ontology annotation, molecular function: protein binding. Gene Ontology annotation, biological process: defense response to virus. Bases 1 to 1455 code for a protein of 484 amino acids. Lineage: Eukaryota; Metazoa; Chordata; Actinopteri; Perciformes; Serranidae. The transcript is spliced from 3 exons.
AUGCAGGUGUGUCCAGGGGUGGAGGCUGACAUCUUUGAGAAAAUGAGAAUCACCAAGGAACAGGAUCCAGAGAACUUGUACCUACAUUGUGGACUGGGGGAGGAGGAGAUUAGAGAGGGAGUUCCCAAUGCGUUUGAGAGCAGUGCUGCUCAGAGUCAAACUACACUGGUGUCCAAACUGGAGACCCUGCAGUGCCACUUCACCUGGGAUCUGGAGCCCAGCAAGUCCAAACUUCUCCGUCUUCGGGACCAACUGAAGGACAUCGGCACCGAGGAGGGAAACAGGUGGCUGGGUCACAUUCACAACCUGCAGGGGUUUGUUGAAUACAAGAUGAAAAACAUAGAAAAUGCCAAGAGUUUGUUCAACAAGGCUGCAGAGGCCUUCUGCCAGCUGAGAAACGCAGACGAGGGUCCCUGGUUGGUGGUGAACUACGGGAACCUGGCUUGGCUGCACCACCACCUGGGGGACGAAGCAGAGAGUGAGGCUUACCUGUCAAAGGUCGACGCCCUGAUGAAUAAAUACCCGUCUCCAUCCCAGGAUGAGCUCCAUCCGGAGAUCUACGCUGAAAAAGCCUGGUCCCUGAUGGAGUUGAGCGCAGAUAAAAAGCUGGCUGCUGAUUACUUCCAGAGAGCCAUCAGGAUGCAGCCGGACAUGGUGGAGUGGAACUCCAGCUACUUCUUGGUGUUGGUCAAAAAUUGUAAGUACAACAGCACAGGGCUGGAGGCUGAGGUCUUGGAGAAAAUGAGAAUCGCCAAGGAGCAAGAUCCAGAGAACUUGUACCUCGCUGUUUACUACCUUGAGCAACGUGCUAAAAAAGGAGAAAAGGUUGACGAUGAAGCUCGUGAGUUAGCACAAAAGGUUUUGAGAAAUCCUGUCAGCAGCUACAGUGGUAUUAAAGCAUUAAUUCGGCUUUACAGAAACUUUAUUUCUGUUGAUGAGGCUACUGAUUUGGUAGAUGAGGCUCUGGAAAAACAUCCAGAUGAGUGUUAUCUGAAGAGAUGUGCUGCACUCUGCUACAAAUGGAAGAUCAUUUGCAAAGAGCAAAGAAAGCCAAAGCAAAGCGUGAUAGACAGAGCAAUCACUCUCCACAAGGAGGUGAUUUCUCUUUAUCCUCAUUCUUCACUUCUGAUGAAAAUAAACCUUGCAAACAUAUACGCAAAGUCAGGUUAUGGUCUGGCUAAAGCUGAGCAGAUCUACCAGGAGCUGUUAGAACGUGACCUGGAACCUGCAGACAAACAGAUGCUUUACUACAACUACGCAAAGUAUUUACACUUUGAUCGAGACGAGUUCGAAAGUUCACUGCGAUAUAACAUGAAGGCGGCCGAGAUACCACACCAGUCCCUCUAUCGUGACGGCAGCAUUAGAGUUCUGGAGAAGAUUAAAGGCAGAAUGCGUAGAGAAAUACAGGAGUUUCUGCGCAACCUGCAGGAGCCACAGUGUUUUUAUCAGCACUGA